UUGGACCCCGGCGAGGUCGAGGUCGGCGCGCGCAUCGGCGGCGGGUCCUUCGGCGUCGUCCACCGCGCGCGGUGGCGCGGCACGCCCGUGGCGGCCAAGUGCCUCGAGACGACGUCCGCGGACCGCGCGCUCGCGCUCAAGGACUUCACGAUCGAGGCGUCGAUCCUCAGGCGGCUCCGCCACCCGAACAUCGUCAUGCUCCUCGCGUUCUCCACGAUCCGGGGGCGGGAGAUCAUCCUCUCGGAGCUCAUGCGCUGCUCCGUGCUCGACGAGCUGCAGGCGCUCGCGCCGGGGAAGACGCUGCCGCGGCCGCGCGCGCUGCGCUGGGCGACGGAGAUCGCGCGCGGCAUGGCCUACCUCCACUCGUGCAAGCCGCCCGUGCUCCACCGCGACCUCAAGCCGGGGAAUUUGUUGUUGGACGGGUCGGGGUCCUGCCGCAUCUCCGACUUUGGGUUGGCGACGUUCCGCGCGGACAACCGCGCGUCGUCGCCGGACGGCGGGCCGGGCGAAUCGUUCAGCGACCUCACGGGCGCGACGGGCUCCUACCGCUUCAUGGCGCCCGAGGUCGCCCUCUCGAAGCCCUACGGCCGGCCCGUGGACGUCUACUCCUUCGCCAUGAUCCUCUACAACGUCUACGACUCCGUCGCGCCCUGGUACGGCGAGACGGGCAAGGCCGCGGCGAAGCACGCGAUCCGCGGCGAGCGGCCGCCCAUCCCCCGCGACUGGGACUCGAAGAUCGGCGAGCUCCUCCGCCUCUGCUGGGCCCACGAGCCCUUCGAGCGGCCCUCCUUCGCCGCCGUGCUCGACCUCUUCGACGCCGCGCGCGACGCCGGCGUCGACGUCGAGGCCCCGCCGGGCCUCGGCAGCCCGCCGGCGGCGGCCGCGCGGGCUCUCCCGGGGCCCGACGCGACGCCCGCGACGAAGCCCUGCUGUGUUGUGAUGUAA
Aureococcus anophagefferens is the source of this 945-nucleotide messenger RNA. RefSeq lists its product as hypothetical. The record is from RefSeq and is a predicted model, not a curated record. The transcript has a single exon. The annotation marks the transcript as partial. Gene Ontology annotation, molecular function: ATP binding; protein kinase activity. Gene Ontology annotation, biological process: protein phosphorylation. NCBI's taxonomy places the organism in Eukaryota, Pelagophyceae, Pelagomonadales, Pelagomonadaceae.